Messenger RNA from Salarias fasciatus (jewelled blenny), 15348 nucleotides. It is a transcript of the gene fat3b, whose product is annotated as FAT atypical cadherin 3b. Gene Ontology annotation, biological process: homophilic cell-cell adhesion. Gene Ontology annotation, cellular component: plasma membrane. Lineage: Eukaryota; Metazoa; Chordata; Actinopteri; Blenniiformes; Blenniidae. The coding region runs from base 98 to 14614 and encodes 4838 amino acids. Gene Ontology annotation, molecular function: calcium ion binding. The transcript is spliced from 53 exons. The record is from RefSeq and is a predicted model, not a curated record.
UCAGGGUUACAGUAGUGAGGUGAAUCAAACUGGGGCAAUAGCUAUAGUUUUGCGAGGAUGGCUGCAGUCAAGUAGACAACUGCUUGUCGGGAUUUGUAUGAGCGAUUUUCUGCUCCGCGCAUCACCACCGACUCUUAAAUUUUUAUUUUUCAUUUUAAAUGAAUGUGGAGAAGAGAAUGGAAAAGGAUUUACUUCCACCGAUAUCAGCUCUAAAGGGCGACUGGGAGAUGGAAUAAUGAUGAAGCUUAAUCGGUGGGAGAAAAUGUUUUCUCUACCCAGCAUCUUUCUGCUUUUCCAUUUUGUUCUCUCCUUCUUCCUCUGUUUCCCAUCAACUUAUGCCCAGCUCCUGUCAGAACCUAAAGCAGGACAGGGGCUGCUGCUCUUCACGCAGCCUGCCUAUAAUGCCUCCAUUUUUGAGAACUCUGCUGCAAGAACGUAUACCAGAAGUGAUGUCAAGAUGGGCAUAAUUCUCGGACCACCAAGGACUUUAGACAUUAAAUAUUCUAUUCAGUCUGGAGAUGGUGAAGGCAUCUUCCAGACUGAACAGUUCGUAAUGGGAGAUUUUUGUUUUCUUCGGAUAUGCACGAAUGGAGGCAGCGGUGCAACAUUAAAUCGGGAAGUACAGGACAAUUACACCCUGACAGUAAAGGCAUCUGUCAAAGGAGGUCUGGAGGCUUUAACCAUAGUAUAUAUCAAGGUCCUUGAUACAAAUGACCUUCGCCCCCUUUUCUCCCCUACCUCUUAUUCAUUUGUUGUUUCUGAAAGUGCCCCCCUGGGUGCCAGUGUUGGCCGUGUCACAGCCACAGAUGCUGAUGUGGGCUCCAAUGGAGAGUUCUACUACUUCUUCAAGAACAGAACAGACCUAUUUGCUGUUCAUCCAACCAGCGGAGUCAUCACCCUGACAGGUCGACCCAGGAUGGACAAACAAGACCGAUAUGAGCUGGAGGUCCAGGUGGUCGACAGAGGAAUGAAACUGUAUGGAAACAACGGUAUCAGCAGCACUGCCAGGCUGGUCAUAAAGGUGGAGCAGAUUAAUGAAUUUGCCCCUGUUCUCACUGCAGCUGCCGUUGUUCCAUCAUGGGAAGACAAGGACCCAUUCUAUGUAAUAGUGACUGUAGAGGACAAAGAUGAUGGGGUGUCCGGGGAGAUAGAGUGGGUGUCCAUCAUAGAGGGUGACACCUAUGAACAGUUUGUGCUGGAUCGAUCGCCUGUUGGGCAUGAGUACAGGGUGAAAGCAUCAGAACUGGUCAACUGGGAUGCAUUCCCCUAUGGCUGCAACUUAACUUUCCAGGCUAAAGACAGGGGCAUACCUCCUAAGUUUUCCAAUACCCAAGUUGUUCAGUUGUUGGUUACAAAGCCAGAGCCUGUGCCGGCGAAUUUCGAGAAAGAUGUUUAUGUAGUCAAGCUGAGUGAAAUUGCUCCCCCAGGCACGAUAGUAGAAGUGGUGAAAAUCUCCCCAGCUCCAGUGAGUGUCAAUUACAGCUUCAGCAGCCUUUCAGAUCCAAUGUACUUUGAUAUAAAUCCUUUGACUGGUGUUAUCAUGACCAUAAAGCAGCUGACAAAGAUAUCACAAGAUUUCAUCAUAAUGGAGGUACUGGACAUUAUUAGCCAGCAGCGAGCAAGCAUCCAUAUUACCAUAGAGGAUGCCAAUGACAACUCUCCUGUAUUCAACAAGCCAUCCUAUGACAUUGCAGUCAAUGAGAGCUUGCCUGUCGGUUCUGUAGUCCUUGCAGUGUCUGCUGUGGAUGCUGACAAAGGAGAGAAUGGGUAUGUUACUCACACCAUCAGUGGUGAGCCAAGUCUUCCAUUCUCCAUAGAUCAGGACACAGGAGAGGUGAGAAUCACAAAGGAUUUAGACUUUGAGUCAUCAGAUGAUAUCUAUACUUUCGCAGUGCGGGCGUCUGACUGGGGUUCACCCUACAGGAGAGAGAGUGAGGUGAAUAUCACCAUUCGAGUGAUAAAUAUCAAUGACAACCAGCCUCUUUUUGAGAGGGUGUCUUGCAGAGGGAUGAUAAGCCGUGAUUUCCCUGUCAAUCAGACUAUUGUCACACUGUCUGCUGUAGACAUGGAUGAACUUGAAAUGGUGAUGUACAAGAUACUGUCUGGAAAUGAGUUAGAUUUUUUCAACAUAAAUCCAGAUUCAGGUGCUCUGUCAUUGAAAAAAUCCUUAGUAGUGGAUAGUUUAAAAAGUGGGAAUUUCAAUCUGAAGAUAGUAGCAACGGAUGGAGAGCUGUUCUCUGAUCCUACAUUUGUGAAUGUAUCAGUGGUAAGAGGAAGGAUGCCAGCUAAGGGGUUCGACUGCAGGGAGACUCGGGUAGCCCAACUGUUGGCAGAAAAAAUGCUUUCUAAAGCUUCUGCUAUGGCGAGAUCAAGAUCAGAUGAGAGAUACGUGGACCUCUUCUCUGCAAACAAACAGGCUCCACAGUUUGAGGCCUUACCAACAAGCAUUCUGGUGAGAGAGGACCUUGCUGCAGGUGCGAGUGUAUUUCAGGUACGAGCACGAGAUGGCGACACGGGCUUCAACGGACACGUGCUGUUUUCCAUUUCUGAUGGCAACAAAGAAAAUAGCUUCAAUAUCAACAUGGAAAAUGGGUUGAUAACUGUACUACAGCCACUGGACCGUGAGCGAUUGGACCGUUACUUUCUUAAUAUCACCAUCUAUGACCAGGGGGUACCACAAAUGUCCAACUGGAGACUACUGACUGUGAUCAUCGAGGACGCAAACGACAAUGACCCUCAGUUUUAUCAGGACAGCUUCUCAGCCCUUGUUUCCGAAAACGCGGCCAUCGGCAUGGAAGUCAUUACCAUUACUGCCUUUGACAUAGACAUGGGUCCUAAUGGACAGCUGUCCUACGUAAUGUUGACCAGUAUCCCUCAGUUUGGUAUUGACAGUGAAACUGGAAGCGUAUUUGUUGCAAGCCACCUGGACAGAGAAGCAUUCCCAAUUUUCACACUGAAGAUUGAAGUGAGAGACAAAGCUGAGAGAGGCACUCGAAGGUCAUCAGUGACCACUUUAAGCAUAAUACUGGAAGAUGUCAAUGAUUGCUCUCCAGCUUUUAUUCCUAACAGUUAUAAUGCCCGAGUAUUAGAGGACCUCCCACCAGGGACAGUAAUUACCUGGGUUCAAGCUCAGGACCCGGACAUCGGUCCUGGUGGACAAAUCCGAUACUCCUUGACUAAUGACUUCAACGGCACUUUUGAGAUCGAUGCCAUCAGUGGAGUACUGAGGAUUAGGAAGGAGUUGGAUUUUGAGAAGCAACAAUUUUUCAAUCUGACAUUGCUUGCUGAAGACAGAGGCAUACCCAGCCUCCAGAGCCAGACAUUUGUGGAAGUAGAGGUGGUGGAUGUCAAUGAGAAUUUGUAUGCACCCUACUUCCCUGACUUUGCUGUGAGGGGCUCAGUGAAGGAGAACUCUCGUGCAGGAACAAGUGUCCUGACAGUCAGCGCGAAGGAUGAUGACAAGGGACGAGACGGUGUGCUGAGGUACUCUGUCCGUGGAGGCAGCGGCCUGGGCACUUUCACCAUUGACGAAGACACAGGGGUGAUUUACACCGCCGGUAUUCUGGACUGUGAGUCCAAAGACUCGUAUUGGCUGACUGUCUAUGCGACAGACAGAGGGGUUACACCCCUGUCUGCUUCUAUUGAGGUCUUCAUACAGGUGGAGGAUGUCAAUGAUAAUGCUCCCCUCACCUCAGAUCCUAUCUACCACCCAGUCAUCAUGGAGAACUCUCCAAAGGAUGUGUCAGUCAUCCGUAUUCAGGCACAAGACCCUGACCUCACUGCCACGCCCAGCCGGCUGAGCUAUCGGAUCUCUGCAGGCAACCCGCAGAAUUUCUUCUCCAUCAAUCCCAAAACAGGUCUGAUUACAACAACUGCAAGGAAACUGGACAGAGAGCAACAAGCGGAACACUUUUUAGAGGUGACAGUUAUUGAUGGCCCAGUGACGACCCGCCAGUCCACUGUGUGGGUCAUAGUUCACAUCGAGGAUGAAAAUGACAACAUGCCCACGUUCCCGGAGGUCACCUACCGCAUCAGCCUGCCCGAACGAGACCGCAACAAACGCGGUGAACCCGUCUACCGCGUCUUCGCUUAUGACCGUGACUUUGGGGCCAAUGGCAAUAUCACCUACAGCAUAAUAGAUGGUAACGAGGAUGAAAAGUUCAGCAUUGAUCCCAGGACGGCGAUGGUGUCGUCAAAGAAAAUGGUGACAGCGGGCAGCAAUGACAUCCUCACCAUAAAAGCAGAGGACAGUGGUGAUCCCCCAUUAUGGUCAACCGUCAAGCUCCACGUGGAAUGGAUCCGUAAACCCGUCCCUUCCACACUGCCCUUGGUGUUUACCCAGAGGCACUACAACUUCUCAAUUUCAGAGACGGCUGUGGUCGCCCAGCCGGUGGGAGUUGUGGCUGUCAGCCAGUCAAGCACACCUGUCUGGUUCAAUAUCAUUGGGGGACGUCUCGCCAGAGAAAUGUUCUACAUCCCGCAGAAUGCGUGUGGAAGGAACUGCUCACUUGACACAGGGAGCUUUGACAUGCAGUUUGACCUUCAAGUGGGGGUGGGGACUCUGGUCGUGGCCAAGCCCCUGGAUGCGGAGGUGCAAUCUGUGUACAACAUGACGAUACAAGUGACAGAUGGGACCAACUUUGCCACAGCGCAGGUGUUUAUUCGAAUACAGGACAGCAACGACAACCCUCCAGUUUUCUCACAGCCGGCGUACGACGUCAGCGUCUCCGAGGACGUGCCCGUCGACAUGGAGCUGCUGCGGGUCCGAGCGGCGGACAUGGACGAGCGCGCCCGCCUGAGCUUCUCCAUCUACGGCAGCGUGGACCCGGCCAGCAUGCGGCUGUUCAGGGUCAAUCCCGGCACCGGAGUCGUCUACACUGCUGACAGACUGGACUAUGAGGCCAGAACGCAGCACAUCCUCACUAUUAUGGUCAAGGAUCAGGAGUUUCCAUUUAACCGCGACCUGGCUCGUAUCCUGGUGGCGGUGGAGGACUCCAACGAUAACAUCCCCUUCUUCACGAGCACCAUAUAUGAUGCCAUAGCUUAUGAAACUUCUCCUACAGGCACUUCUGUACUGCAAGUGACAGCAUUAGACAAAGACAACGGCAUUAAUGGGCAACUCACCUACACAAUGGAAGCAGGAAAUACCGGUGGCGUAUUUGGCAUUGAUAAUGCCACAGGCCUUAUCGUCAUCGCCAGGGACCUGGACCCCACCUUGGUGGGAUUUUACACCCUCACCGUGCGCGUAUCAGACAGCGGAUUUCCUCCACUAAUGGCCACGGCUUCGGUUCGAAUAUCCUUGGUGCUCUCUGACUCCUCUAAGCCCAAAUUCUCUCAGAAGGAGUAUCAAGCUGAGAUAAUGGAGGACAGCAAGAUUGGAACACAUGUGACGACCGUUAGUGCUCUCAGCCGCUCUGCCCUUAUUUAUGAUAUCACCAGAGGCAACGAGGGCCACUACUUCUUCAUCAACCAUCAUACCGGCGUGAUCAUGACUCGCAAGCUGCUCGACUUUGAGCAAACAACAUCCUACUUUCUGGUGGUGCAUGCCCUGAGCAUGGCUGGAGUGGAGGCCAGCACCACUGUCAUUGUCCAAGUGGGCGACGUGAACGACAACCCGCCUGUGUUCCAGCAAAUCAGGUACGUGGGUGCAGUUAGUGAAGCUGCUCCGGUCAAUAGUGUGGUCCUUGGAGAGGACGGCAACCCUUUGGUCAUCCAAGCAACUGAUAAAGACCGCCAUCACAAUGCCCUGCUGGUGUUCCAGAUCAUAGAUGAGACGGCCCGCAUGUUUUUCAGCGUGGACUCCGGGACAGGGUCGAUUCGAACGAUCGCCAAUCUAGACUACGAAACGUUCUCCGAGUUCCUGUUCCGAGUUCACGUCCGAGACAGCGGUCAGCCGGCUCGAACCGCAGACAGCCCAGCAGAAGUGGUUAUAAAAGUGAUCAACAUCAAUGAUUCACCCCCAAAGUUCUUCCAGGACACGUACGAGACGGUGCUCCUGCUGCCGACAUACGUGGGAGUCGAGGUGCUUCGGGUUGAGGCUUUCGACCCCGACAUGUCCUCCGACCCCAGCCUGAACUCUGACAAAUCUACCUCAUCACGGCUUGUUUACUCUCUGGUGGACAGCAGUGUGGAGUACUUUGCAGUGGAGCGCUACACUGGAGUCGUGACCGUCAUCAAUCAAAGUCUGAGUAAAGACCGUUAUCGCUUCAAUGUGAAGGUCUGGGAUGGACGCUACUCCAGCAUCGCCUCGGUCACAGUGCUUGUCCGAGAAGCCAUCGACAGUGGCUUCCUCUUCACCUUCCCGAUCUACUCCGCCUCCAUCCCAGAGAACGCGCCCAACGUCACUCUAGUGACCGUCGUCAACACCGUUGGCCACCGCCUCAACGAGCCGCUGAAGUACAACCUGCUGAACCCCGGCGGGCGCUUCACCAUCCGGCCCACGUGCGGCGUGGUGCUCACCACCGGCGUGCCGUUCGACCGGGAGGAGAGGGGGAGUUAUGAACUGGUGGUGGAGGUCAGCAGAGAAGAUGAGAUACUGAGGGUGGCCAGGGUGCUGGUGCAAGUUCAGGUGGAGGACAUAAACGACAACACCCCAGAGUUCGUGAACCUUCCCUACUACGCUGUAGUGCAGGUGGAGGCUGAGCCAGGCUCAGCUGUUUUCAGGGUUUCGGCCACAGACCGAGACUUCGGCCUGAACGGAGAAGUGACUUACAGCCUGAAGGAGCAGCACAGGAACUUUCAGGUGAACCCGGUGACAGGAGAGCUGAGCUUGAAGAGAGCCUUCGAAGCAGACUUGUCUACUGCAGAGUACACCGUGACCCUGGUGGCCACCGACGGCGGCUUCCCCCCUCUGUCCAGCGAGGUGGAGCUUCCCAUCACCGUAGUGAACAAAGCCAUGCCGGUGUUCGACAAGCCUUUCUACGGCGUCACUGUGAAAGAGGACGUGCCCGUCGCCACGUCUGUUCUGUGUAUCAACGCCAGCAGUCCGGAGGGCCAGAGCAUCAUCUUCACCAUCACGGACGGAGAUCCUUCUCGGCAGUUUGACAUCGGCUUCGACACGGGAAUCAUCAGUGUGAUUUACCCGCUGGACUACGAGACCACGCAGUACUACCGGCUAACGGUGAAAGCUACGGACACGCUGACCGGAGCCAAGUCGGAGGUCGACGUGGACAUUGUGAUGCUGGAUGUGAACGACAACCCGCCGCUCUUUCAGAAUACUUCAUACUCUGCUGUGCUGCCAGAGAACUCCAUGAUUGGAACAGCUGUGUUACAGGUGUUCGCUCAGGACCAAGACUCAGACAAAAACGCUGCGGUGAGUUACCAGAUCCUGUCUGACAUCUACAACAGCACCGACUACUUCAGCAUCGACUCCAGCAGCGGGCUGGUAUUCACGGCACGCCUGCUCGACUAUGAGCUGACCCAGCGCUACAACUUCAUUGUGAGAGCGACGGACAGCGGGGAGCCUGCCCUCAGCAGCGACGUCAGCGUCACCGUUACUGUUACCGACACAAACGACAACCCGCCCAACUUCAGCCUGGCGGUGUACGAGGCCUUCGUCAGCGAGCUCGCUCCGAGAGGACACUUCGUGACUUGUGUUCAGGCGUCCGACGCCGACAUCUGUGACGCUCGCAGGCUGAGGUACAGUGUUCUCUCAGGGAAUGAGAAAAUGACUUUUUUGAUGGAGCCUGAUACAGGGGUGCUACGUCUGUCUAACAAGAGGAGACAAGGCAUGAAACUGGCGCAUCAGCUCAAUGUGUCCGUGUCAGAUGGAGUCUUCACUAACACUGCUCAGGUCAUUGUACGUGUCUUGGGCGCUAACCUGUACAGCCCAGUUUUCAGUCAGAGGUUUUAUCUGGCUGAGGUCCAGGAGAAUUCUCCCCCAGGGUCAAAGGUCAUUCAGGUCCGUGCAACAGAUGAAGACUCUGGGCUGUAUGGCCAGAUCACGUACUCCUUCAUCAAUGAUCUGGGGAAAACUCAGUUUUCUAUCGAUGCAGAUGGGGUCAUAUCAACUCUACAAAAACUGGACAGAGAAAAUCCUCUCAACAAAGACAUGGUGUUGACUGUUAUGGCCUUGGAUGGCGGAGGCCGAGCGUCGUUCUGCACAGUGCGAGUGGUUCUCGCAGACGAGAAUGACAACGCUCCUCAGUUCAGAGCGGUGGAGUACCGCAUGAGCAUUAAAGCAAAUGUUGCCAAAGGUUCUCUGGUCACUCAAAUUCAGGCCACUGACCCUGAUGCCGGCUCUAAUGGAAGGAUCACCUACUCCCUGUACAGUGAAGCGCGCCUCUCACUGGUGGAUGUCCUGGAGGUGGAGCCAGACAGUGGCUGGAUGAUGACUAAAAGCACAGUGGAUCACCUCCAGGGCACCGUGCUGUCCUUCUUCGUCAAGGCCACUGACGGAGGCUCCCCGCCCAAACACUCGCUGGUGUCAGCCUUCAUCCACGUCGUCCCACCCGAUGCAUUCGUCCCCUCGUUCAGCCAGCCUCAGUACUCCUUCACCAUCCCCGAGGACACCGCCGUGGGGACGGCCCUGGGCUCCGUCUACAUGGGUCCGGGACAGACGGGGUUCUUCACCGUGGUCGGAGGAGAGACGGUCGACAGCAACAAGGACGGGACCUUCCUGGUGGAGAGGGAGACGGGCCUGAUCCGGCUGGUGAAGCCGCUGGACUAUGAACAAGUCAACAUUUUCCGCUUCAAGGUUGCGGCGACAACAAGGAGAGAUCUGAUCGAGUCUCUGUCCACCGUGGACCUGGAGGUUAAGAUUCUAGAUGUGAAUGACAACAAGCCAGUGUUUGAGACGAACACAUACGUGGCCACAGUGAUGGAGGGGAUGCCGUUAGGGACCAGAGCGGUUCAAGUGCGUGCGCUCGAUCCAGACUGGGGCUCCAAUGGACAGGUAACCUACAGCCUCGGGCCUCUACUAACGUACAACAGGGACCUGACAAAAGACGGAGGCUCCCCCACUGAGCCUAUCACUUCAAGUUCAGUCUUCGCCAUCGACAGUAAAACUGGCUGGAUCACCACGGUGAGUCAGAUGGACCACGAGGCCUGCUCCAGCUACAGCUUUGAAGUCGUGGCCUUUGAUCUGGCCGAGAUACAGCCUCUCUCCUCCACCACGGUGGUCACCAUCACGGUGUCGGACGUCAACGACAACCCGCCGCGGUUCGAGCGGGAGCUGUACCGGGGUGCGGUGAAGGAGAGCGAUCCCCUCGGCGAGGUGGUGGCCGUCCUCAAAACCAAGGAUCGAGACGGCACGGAUCAAAACCGCCUGGUCAGCUUUUAUAUCACUGGGGGAAACUCUCGGGGCGUGUUCGGCCUGGCUCUGGUGCAGGGGGAGUGGAAGGUUUAUGUGAGCGGUCUGCUGGACCGUGAGCAGCAGGACUGGUAUCUGCUGAACAUCACGGCCAGCGACGGGCUCUACGUCGCUCGCACCGCAGUGGAAGUCACUGUGAUGGAUGCCAAUGACAACAGUCCCAUUUGCAACCAGGCGGUGUACAGUGCGUCUUUUCCAGAGGACAUUCCCACUAACAAGGGCAUUCUGACCGUGGGGGCAACAGAUGCUGACUCAGGCUCCAGCGCUGAGAUUCAGUAUUCCCUGUUUGGCAUUGGAGUAGAAGAUUUCUACAUGGACGCAAACACGGGUGAGUUGCGCACAGCCACGGCGAUGGACCGAGAAGUGACACCCACCUACAAACUCAUCGCUCAAGCAACUGAUGGGGGAGGACUGUUCUGCCGGUCUGACAUUUCACUCAAAGUGUUGGACGUGAACGACAACGCCCCCUCAUUCUCUUCCUCUUACUUCCUGGCGAGUGCAUAUGAGAAUGCCGCCCCUAAGACUUUGCUCACACGAUUGCAAGCGAGCGACCCCGACGAAGGUCUUAACCGCACAGUCAUCUAUUCCCUGUUGGAUUCAGUCGGCGGAGUGUUCUCCAUCGAUCCUGUUACCGGAAUAGUAAUUUUGGAGAAGUCUUUGGACAGAGAGAGCAGAGAUUCUUAUCGUCUUCGCGUCCAGGCCUCCGAUCGAGCCGCCCAACAGGGGGCGCUAUCCUCUCAGGUUGAUUUGACCAUUCUGGUGCUGGAUGUGAAUGACAACGCUCCAGUCUUUCAGAGGAGGGACUAUGCUGUUACCGUUCCCGAAGACGUUGCUGUGGGGACUGAGGUGAUGCGUGUGUUGGCGACGAGCGCCGACAUCGGGCCGAACGCAGAGAUCACCUACACCAUCCGCUCAGGAAACGAGCUGAGGAAGUUCUCCAUAGACAGAAAACUGGGAUCUAUUUCAGUGGCUGAUGAUUUGGACUUUGAGGUAUGUAAGGAUUACUACCUCACAAUUGAGGCCUGGGACAAUGGGAACCCGCCUCUCAGCACCGCUACGAUGGUGACUAUUGAACUGAUGGACGUCAAUGAUAACGCUCCGGCCUUCAGUCAGGAUAUCUACAACGUGCUGGUCAGCGAGGACGCGUCCGUUGGGCAGACAAUUACAAAGGUCUCAGCAGAGGACCUGGACAGCCAGGUGAAUGGGCGAAUCACAUAUUCCAUCCUGAAAGGUGACCGGAGUAACCACUUCUGGAUCGACCCCGUCACAGGACUGCUCAAAGUCAAUAAGAGGCUUGACAGAGAGCUGGUAUCCAGGUACUCUUUGUCGGUGCAGGCCUUCGACAGCGGCUCUCCUGCCAUGUCGUCCACAGUCACGGUAAACAUCGACAUCUCCGACGUUAACGACAACCCUCCUGUCUUCAGCCCUCCCAACUCCACCGCCGUCAUACAGCUAAACCAAGCUGCCAGCAGCACCCUGCUGAAGCUGUCGGUAAGCGAUAAAGACUCUCCCAGAAACGGGCCUCCGUUCGAGUUUCGCAUCGUGUCUGGGAACGAGGGGAGUUUCUUCUCCUUGGAUCAAACUGGGACUCUGAGGUCCAGCCGGGUUCUGGGACCUGAGGCACCCCGAGAGUUCACUCUUGAAAUUCAGGCAAGAGACUCCGGGAAGCCGAGUCUCGCCUCGUCGUCCUGGGUGUUCCUGAGAGUCAUCGGGAACAGUCAGUACAAGCCCACCGUCUCCCCGUUAGAAAUCUUCAUUGUCAUGGUUACGGAUACCUUCCCGGGUGGCCCAGUUAGUCGGAUCUACGCAACCGACCGUGACCCCAAUGACGUCCUGUCAUUUACUCAGAAACCUCAGCCCAAGAGCAUGUUCAAGAUCAACAGGCAGGAUGGCAGCAUUGUGGCUCUGCCGGGUCUGGAGCCCGGCAGAUAUCAGAUGAAUGCGACGGUGAGCGAUGGACGGUUUGCUGUGAUAGCUGACGUGUCGGUCCAGGUGGAGCAGGUGACGGACGUCCUGCUGCGCAGUGCCCUCACCUUACGGUUCAGCUCCCUGUCCCCCGACAACCUACUCAGUCGCUACCUGAGCCAAAUCAAGCUAACGUUACGCGGACUGGCAGGUUGGAAAUGGUCACCCGGACAGCCAGAUCCUCUCCACAUACUCAGUCUGCAGCCGGUGACGGGAACCUCAGACACCGACUUGCUCCUAGCGAUGGAAAGGCCGGAGACUUUGGGCGGCGGGCGAGUCGGGGGCUUCUAUUCCCCGCUGGAGCUGUCCGCAAAGCUGGAGCAAGCAGCAGCGCGGGGCCUGAUCCGAGGGGUCCUGGCCGGGGCGGUGGCGGUGAGCAGUGCCUGCUCCGGGGAGCUGGAGUGUGGGGAUCGAGUGUGUGAAAACACACUGAUAAUGGAGAGCGGGUCACCUAUGACCUACAGCACGGACAGGGUGAGCUUGGUGUUGCCGAGGUUCGGGCGCACUGAGACCUGCGUCUGCCCUGGAGGGACAUGCCCCACCCCUGUGGAGCUGUGUGAAGGUCAGUCCUGUCCGGCAGACAUGCAGUGUGUCCGCUCUGGUCCUACAGCACCAUCUGUCUGCCAGUGUCAGCCCGAGAGGCUGGACGAUUGUGCAGGCCAAACCUCUCUGAGCUUCUCUGGAAACAGUUAUAUCAAGUACAGAGUGACGGCGAGUGGCCAGAGCGGCGAGAUGAAGCUCGGCCUGAGGAUACGAACACUUCAGAGAAGAGGCGUCAUUAUGUUCACGCGCGUUAAUCCCUGCACUAUGCUCAAGAUUGAAGGCGGUCGACUCUGGUUCCAGUUAGACUGUGACAACACCCUUGGCAUUAUGGGUAUCUCUGGCAGGCCAAUAAAUGAUGGCCUCUGGCAUUCAGUUGCCUUGGAACUGACCAGGAACUACACCCUCCUGUCGCUGGAUGACAGCUACGUGGAACGGCGCCGAGCAGCCCGGGCUCCCGUGCGUCUUUGGCCUCUGGCUCCAGACUCAUCAUUUUUCUUUGGGGCCCAAGUGAGGCCACUGAUUGGGCAGGGCGAGAGGCCAAGCCCGGGGCCGGGCAGGGGCCAAGCGGUGCCGGGACCUGGCGAUCGGGGGGCGAGGGGUCCUCCGAGAGCUCAGGACGGCUUCCAGGGCUGCCUGGGCUCGCUGAUGUUGAACGGUAAUGAGCUGCCGCUGCAGAAUAAGAGGAGCCGCUACGCUGAAAUAGCCGGGCUCAACGAGGUCAAGCUGGGCUGCGUGCUCUAUCCAGAUCCAUGCAUCAGCCAGCCCUGCCUCAACGGCGCCAUCUGCAGCAGCCUGCCCUCUGGAGGGUUCAUGUGCAGUUGCAGUGUUGGAUUCACUGGGGGGCGCUGUGAAGUUGAACUGACGUCCUGCAUGCCAAACCCAUGCCUGAACGGUGGGGACUGUAAACCUGUGGGCUCUGCCUUUGUCUGUGGAUGUCCUGGAGGAUUCGGGGGAAUUGUAUGUGACGAGGAUUUGAAUGAGUGCGACCAGGACGGCUGCGGAGCCGGAGGAGCGUGCGUCAACACGUUCGGGUCGUUCUACUGCAACUGUUCAGACGGAUACGAGGGUCAGUUCUGUGGCGAUCAGACGCCUGGCGAUCCGGGAGACGACACGCAGGCUGAGCCUUUGUCGUAUGUUGGACCGGGAGAGAUAAUUGGCAUCGGGGUUCUGGGCUUUGUCAUAAUUUUCCUCCUCAUACUCUUCGUCGCCUUUCGGAAAAAAAUCAAGUUCAGGAAGGAGUCAGACCCGGGCCCGGGCGCUCAGGCCGCGAUGGGCAUCUCAGCAAUUUCCUCAGAAACGAGCUACAUGCUGCGCAAGACCGGCAUGGGGGCGGAGGGGAUCGAGUUCAAGGCCGUGCGACUGUCAGGUUCACCGGGACCAACGGGCACGUACGGGGAAGUUGGGGGCGGCGCCGGGGGUCCGCCGCAGGUCAUGGUGCGUCCGACUGCCCACUCCCCACUACCAGGAGGAAUCAGCAACCCGUGCAUGAGGGGCGGGGAUGGAGACAGGACCACUUCCAGCGAGAGCAGCCAGAUGAGCAGCUUCCUCUCAGACAUGUCUAAUAUCCGAGGGGUGGCGAACCGGAGGGGCAUCGCCGUGUGCAGCGUGGCGCCCAACCUGCCGUCGGCCGCGGCCGCCCGCCCGGAACACAGCCCCGUCCACAAGGUGUCCUGGGAAGGCGAAGAAGCGCGGGAGAAGGGCCUGGAGAGGCCCCGAGACGAGCGGGAGGAAGAGUGGGGGCAGAGAGCUUUUGAGCUGGAGAGAACACAGAGAGGAAACAGUCCGCAGGAGCUGGCGGACGAGGUGCCCAGUCUGUCAGACUCCACCUGUGAGGAGCGGUCUCUCAGUUCCUACACCUCGGAGUCUUUUGACGACAACGCCUCCAUAGUGACAGUCAUACGUCUCGUCAACGAUGCUGUUGAUAACAUUGAAAGUGAAGUGUCAAACAUGGACAAAGAACAGCGUCGGAACAGCCCUGCAAGUCGCCACCUGCAGAGCAAAGAUGAAAUUUGUGUAGAGUUCAUCAAAGAGUACAUUGUGGAUUCAUACCGGUGGGAGUCUUCCUGUCAGACUUCAAGCUGGGUGUCUCCAUCACGUCUGCGUCUGCCCGAAGCAGCGUCGCAUUACGACCUCAGUGACACGCAGCAGAACAUCAGGCGUGGGGGAAGCACGCGCUCUCUGCAGCUGGACUACAGAGUGAUGGGCUACAGCGGCGACAGGGGCCGCGAGCCGGGACAGGAGCCCUCGCGGAGGGCUUUCCAGUGGGAGAGGAAUCAGUCCGGCGAGUGGGAGAGGAAACGCGCCGUCGACAGAGAAGAAAAGAGGAAGCACGACGCAGCGGGAAAGAACGCAGGUGUCAGGAGCAGAGACCUGGGGUUACACCGGGAUCGCAAGCAGUCGCACGACCACGACAGCUGCGAAGACAGCUCCUCGCCCGUUUACGAGGAAUACCGAGAGUCGGGGCGCGAUCCGGAGCAAGAUGAAGACAGGGAGAGCCUUUACGACACCCUACCUCCAACCCGGCGGGCGUACGAAGGAUACCCGUCCAGCCCGCCGGGCCUCAACCUGCACCCGGCUCAACUUCUGCCUCCGCUCCGGGCGUGGGAUCUACAGACAGGCGAGUGGCGGCAGUCGGAGGAGGAUCACGGAACGCUCGGCUCCAGCAAUCUGACCGGCUCCGGAGACGAGCUGGAGAGACUACUGAACCUGGUGUCGCUCCGGGCGAGGAGAGCCACACGAACAAACAGAGCGUCGACUGGAUCUGAACCCGCCGGAGGAUGGGAUGGAUUCAAAUGAAGACACCAGUCUGUUAAAAACAUACAAACUCAAUAUCCCUUUAUCUCCUCCUCCCACUCCCUUUACGUUUCAGAGGAGACAGUGUGAUCCUCUUUGAUUAUACUUGACAUUUAUAAUAAUACACAACUGGUCCACUGUCUAAAAAUAAUUGAAGAAGAAAAUUACCAUAUAUACUUUUACUAUCCCACGUUAUUAUCCUGGUGUAAACAAACGCUAAUCCAACACCAAUCCCUUGGCUCAUUUAUAAGCUGGAGGCAUAAGAGGAAAUAGAUGUGAUCUCCAGACGCCUUCACCUGAGCUGCAUGAGAGUUUGGCUGUGAAUCAAUUGUUUUACAUUUAUUAUUUAGAGUUGCUGAAGCGCGUCGUUUGGAGCCCAUGUGUCUCUGUUUUAGAUCAUACCGUCGUAUGCACAUAAGUUAUCGUGUAUUUCACCUCACGUUCUGUUAGAUCACACACAUACGGGCAUAGGCAAUUGCUUUGUUAAGUCAACCAUGUAACGCCUAAUGCAUUUAUUAUUUUUUCUGAGUCACGCUCUGGGUUGUUUCACAGAGAACCAUCCGCCCACAUCUCAGACAUAGCCUGAGAGCUGUUAUUAAGAUUAGCAAAUGUUGAUACCAGGGGAUCUACACUUAAUCAUUUAAUUAUUCUUUGAUUUUUUUUUUUUUUUUAGCAACUUUGCUAUUCAUUAUGUGAUUUGCACCUCUUCACAAACACACACAUCCUGGGUAUUCAGU